Aspergillus uvarum CBS 121591 is the source of this 1800-nucleotide messenger RNA. Its product is annotated as putative PHD finger domain protein. Gene Ontology annotation, biological process: regulation of DNA-templated transcription. The transcript has a single exon. Bases 178 to 1578 code for a protein of 466 amino acids. The record is from RefSeq and is a predicted model, not a curated record. Gene Ontology annotation, cellular component: nucleus; Rpd3L-Expanded complex; Rpd3L complex. NCBI's taxonomy places the organism in Eukaryota, Fungi, Ascomycota, Eurotiomycetes, Eurotiales, Aspergillaceae.
UGCGACCAUCGAUCUCCCAUUGCGCUGGCCUCUCGAUCAACCACUCCAUCGCUGAACCACACAUCACAGGGUUAGCAUCACGAACCGCAAACUCCCAACCACAGUGAGCACACGGUGCUGAAGUUACAGCUUCCCACUGUGCUUCAGCAUUGAGACCGUGAGCAGCCAGCGUGAAGGAUGUCGCAAUUACAAGAGGACCCCGCCACGGUGCUCGAACAGUUCGUGCAUGAUGUGGCCAACUUGCCCGCCGAAAUCAAUCACCUGAUGGAGGAGAUCCAAGCCAAAGACAAGACCAUCCAAGAAUGCCGGACGACCAUCAACUCGCGCGACACCAGUCUCCAGAAAUUCAUCAAACUCAACGGCAGCCUGACGCCCAACCCGAAGGAGGAGCAGUACAGCAAGACCAUUCUGCAGAAUCUCGACAAAUCGCAACUCCUGCAGGACGAGAAGAUCCAACUCAGCGAGAAGGCCUGCGUCCUCCUGGACCGCCAGAUCAAGCGCCUGGACAUCGCGAUCCACAAACUCCAAAGCAACGGCAUGCUCUCGAACGAUCCCCCGCUCCCUUCCCUCUUCCACAACAAAGACCAAUACCGCGACCCCCCGCGCAUCUUCUUCCCAGACGCCGCCGUUGACGCCGCCGGCGGUGCAUCCUCCUCCCCAACCGCCCACGCCGCCAAUGGCGGCGGCGGCGGCUCUGCCUCCGCCUCCGGCGGCGCGGCGAAUCUCAUCCUGGGCGCCACCCAACGCCUGAACCAGUCCCUCGGCCGCAACGCCACGACCGCCGCCGCGGCCGCCGCUCUGCUGAGCUCCCCGUCCGCCGCGCGCUCCUCCGCCCCCGCCACCCCGUCGGGCACCGUGCACUUCCAGCAACGGCACCAGCGCGAAUCGUCCGCCGGCGCCGUCGAGAACAAGCGCCGCCGGCUGAACGCCUCCCUGGGCACCCUCCCCGCCGCCUCCUCCAACCUCCGUCAAUCCUCGCUGGGUCCCGGCACGCCGAAAGGCGGGGGCACGCCCGCCUCCAGCCGCGCCGGCAGCGCCGGGCCCCGCAGCUCCGCCUCGACCACGAAGAAGGCCCUCACCAAGAAGGUCGCGCCGCACCAGCAGCUCAAGAAACUCAAGGCCGGCAGUGGCGGCGGCGGCGGCGGUGGCAGCGGCGGGUUGAAUGGGAAGCACACCAAGCGAUCCUCCAGCGCCAGCGGCCGCCUUAAACUCACCAAGAAAUCCUCCCCUUCGUCAUCAGCGGCUGCUGGACCUGGUGGUGGCGGCGGCGGCGGCGGUGAAGACGACGAGGAUGAUUCCCUGCUCAGCAGCGCCGACAUGUCGGACUCGGAACAUGCCGGGGUGGGCGGCGGCGGCGGCGGCGGCGCGGAGGACGAUCUGGACGAGGAGGAGGAGGACGAGGGCAACGAGGAUACCAAGGUGUAUUGUACGUGUCGCAGCGUCAGCCAUGGCGAUAUGGUGGCGUGCGACAACGAGGACUGCGAGUUCGAGUGGUUCCAUUGGAAGUGUGUCGGGUUGACCCGCGAGCCCGUGGGCAAGUGGUAUUGUCCGCAGUGUUCGGCGAAAUUGGGGGCGUGAUCUUAGUUUUUUUUUCCCCCUUUUUCUUUCUGGGGCGGGUGGGCUGCUCCCGGUGUCUGUCGUCUUUAUACCCUUGUACUUUUUUUUUGAUUAUUUUGGAGUCAGGUUUAGCACCCCUUCAUGCAUGGAAGGGUUGAUGACUUGAGUUUAGUGGGCCUAACACAUGAUCCCAAUUGACCUAAUAUACCAACCAGGCUGUAAUGUAAAUGUAUGUUAUUCUUG